Onychostoma macrolepis is the source of this 13105-nucleotide messenger RNA. It is a transcript of the gene dnah1, whose product is annotated as dynein, axonemal, heavy chain 1. Gene Ontology annotation, cellular component: dynein complex. The record is from RefSeq and is a predicted model, not a curated record. Bases 138 to 12914 code for a protein of 4258 amino acids. The transcript has 80 exons. NCBI's taxonomy places the organism in Eukaryota, Metazoa, Chordata, Actinopteri, Cypriniformes, Cyprinidae. Gene Ontology annotation, molecular function: ATP binding; dynein light intermediate chain binding; minus-end-directed microtubule motor activity. Gene Ontology annotation, biological process: microtubule-based movement.
GUUGCAGCGUCUCUACAUGACAGUUAAAAUACUGCAAAGCAAGUUAAACACGAAAUACUCCCGAUACGCGUUUGUUUUACCGAGGACUUCGAGAUCUUCAAAAAAAAGAAAAUUUGCGUGUUUGUUGGUGAGCGAUUAUGGAGAAAAAACAGCCAGAAAAAAAUCGUCCUGAUUUCGGGAUGUUUCGUCCCCACCGUCCAGUCAUGCCAAGCGAGGGUCACAGAGACGAACUUCCCCCGUUAAAUACCACCUCUUCUCUCACUAGUAGACCAGGCACAAAUCGGCAACAGGCAGAAAACCAUUUAUUUGGAUCUGAGAGGAUUCAUCCUCUUCCUCAGAGUGUGUCAAGAGGACCUCACAGGGACGAACUGCCUGCUUUGAGUGCCAUCUUGUCUGUUGGUAGUAGACCAGAUAUAAGUCAACAAGAACAGAAAGAAAACCAUCCAUCUGUAUCUAAGAUGAUUCAUCCUAGAGGACAUCACAGGGACAAACUGACCCCUUUGCCCUGCAUAUUCUCAAAUCUCUCAUAUACGGAAGACCCAGUGAGCACAAGUUUACUGUUCCGGACAGGAAACGAGUCCAACUCCCGCAAAAAAUCUAUGUUGAGAAUGCUUCCUGUCCCGCCCAGUGCUAUGGAGGAGCAAUGGCAUGAACUCCAGCACGAGACAGACUUCCACUCUGGAAGUUACUGUCCAAAAGUUCAGAUGCCUUAUGUUUGCCCUCCAGGACAUGUGCCCCGUAAGAUUGAGACUGAGAGACGUAGGAGGGAGAAUCAGAAGUUGGAUAUCAAUAAUCUUUUGGCUGAGCGAGGCAUUGAUUCCAACCAGCUGAUGCUCAAAAACGAGACGAGUCCACCAGUUUCAAACUACCUGUCUCUGGAGAUAUUCAACAAUGAGGACUUUGACUGCCGUACUCCAGAGGAAUGGCUGGCUUUAGGUUACGAGCAAGGCUCGGUCGACCGCAAACCUGUUCCUGCCAAAGCCCUGUUGCCGACAAAAAACAGCAUCCCACCUGUGGAUCCAGAGAGCCCAGCUUUGGAGUAUUCUUGGCAGUUGGUUGGGGUGCUACAGUACAGCCAGGAGAGGAAGGAGUACUUGGUGCAUAAAGCAGACUGUAAUGGAUGGGUUCGAGAUCCUGAUGGAAAACCUAUUUUGAAUGGAGGACAGAAAGAAGGGGUUUUGUCACUGCAAGAAGGGCAAUACUGGGUUCCCAGGAUCAGGCUGCUGUUUUGUGCAGAGGACCCACAUGUCUUUGCCCAGAGAGUUCAGUUUGCCCAGGACUUAAGACAGUACACUGAGGCCAUGAUCUUAUACCAUCUUUCCAUUGACUGUAUGCUAGACUGGAGUGGCACCCCCACCCUUGACCCCACCAGUUUAGAACGUAUCAGAAAUUAUGCAGUCUCCACACCAGGCCUCCAUUUUAAACAUCUACAGGAGUUUGUGAAGGAGCUGGAGGAAGAGCUUCGUUUGGAGUACAUUCACACUAUGAACCGGAUGUGCUUUGAUAAGGUGGUACAGGAAAGUCCAGAAGAGUUCCCCCACAUCAAAAUUCCUCAAAAAGAACCCGAGAAAGUUCCUGAGAAAGGCCUUGUGUCAGUCCCUGACUAUCCUUUUGAGAAGAACCGUGCAGCUUUUGUCUUUAAUACUCUGCUCACUAAGCCUGAGGUGAUCACUGUGCUGUCCAUAGUGAGAGAAGAUUGUAGCAGGGUGGCAAAAAUGAGCUUGUUCCAUGUCAGCUUCACAAAGUCUCUUAGCUUGGAGGAGUUUGAGUCGGCAGAGUCUCAGAAACACGCACAGGUUCAAUUGUUUCUGCAAGAGUCGUGGCUGGACACUUUAUGUUCUGGGAUUUCGUCUAGUCUGCAUGGAAGUCAUGACUGGUACAAUCUCUCUGUAUCCAACUGGGAUGUUUACCAUAUGUCUAAAUUGUGUCGCUUGAUGGCACUGAUACGCAGCAUUCAGCAGGACACACUCAGGUUCCUGGUGCAGGACUCCCUGGCCAGCUUAGCCAAAUUAUUGCUCGAUGCUUGCCAAAAUGUCCUACAAUGCCCCAAAGAUCUGACCUGGGGCCCUGAUCUCAUAAACAGCCCAUACAAGCCAAAAAAGAAACCCCUUUUCUCAGUGGAUUUGGUACUUGAUCAGACUGGUGUUGGUUACAGCACUCCUUUAGAGAGCUUUGAGACCUCCGUUAUCAACCUGUUUGAUAAAGGAAUCCUGUCCACACACAACAUACCUCAACUAGACAAGUUUGUAAUGAAGAACCUGCUCGUCGUUGGAUGUGUGUUAGAUACAGUGGCCUUGUGGGAACCUGAUGUCAACAAUCUGAGGGAGAGCAUCAGUUUGGCCCUGAAACAGGCCAUCAUACCUCUUAGAGCCUACGCCCGUGAAUAUGAGUGCCACCUUGAGCUCCACAAUUCAGAUAUCAACACUUUUCUAGAGUUGCACAGUCAGGAGAACCAGACCGUUCAGGAAGUGAAGCAGGAAGUUCUGGAGCACCUGAGGGAGAUGGAGCUUUUAAAUCAGUCCAUCCCUUCUGCCAUCAUCAUCGGUCCCUUCGAGGUCAGCGUGGAGGCCGUUCAGCAAAGCCUGGUGAAGAAACGCAGAGCCCUCGCCAGUGCAGUGCUGGACCGACUAGCUCUGAGGUUACGUCAGCAGAUACAGGAUGCAAGUACAGAGUGUAAAGCCAUCAGCAGAAAGCUGUCAGAGAAACCCAGCAGCAUUGAGGAGCUCAUAGAGCAGAGAGAAUGGAUGAAAUUACUCCCUGAGCAACUCAAAGCACAUGAAGAGUGUUUGUCCAAAGCUAUGUCUGAUUAUGAUCUAAUAGAUGAAUUCUUCUACAGUCUCUCCGAUGAGGAUGUCAGUGAGAAGUGGAUAGCAGUGGCCUCGCCCUGGAUGAUCCUGAACCAGAUGGAGAGAGUGAAAGCCCAACAUGCUGAGGAUGAAGAACGCUUCCUUAAGAUCCAGCUUGUCGACCAAAACAGCUUCCUGGAUCUCUUGAAUGUCCUGCAGAUGACGGUGGCUGGAUUAUCUGGUUACACAAACCUUGGGCGAGCGCAUGAGGUGGCAAAUGAGGUGCGGAGAGUGAGCAAGCAGCUGAAAGAGUGUCAGGAAAUGGCACAGCUUUACAACAACCGUGAACGACUCUUUGGUACACCAGUCUCUAAUUACACCGAGCUACAGAAGCUGAACAAAGAGUUUCAGCCAUUUUAUGACCUGUGGAAGACAACAUCUGAUUGGCUGCGUUGGCAUGAAAGCUGGCUCAAUGACCCGCUGUCAGCCAUCAACCCUGAACAAUUGGAGAAUAAUGUCAAUGAUGCUUACAAGACUAUGCACCAGUGUGUCAAACAGUUUAAAGACAUUCCUGCCUGUCAAGAAGUAGCAUCUGAACUCCGGACUAAGAUUGAAGAGUUCCGUCCAUUCAUUCCUCUGAUCCGGGGACUGAGGAAUCCUGGCAUGCGGAACCGCCACUGGGAACUUCUUUCUGAACGUAUUAACAUGAAUAUAAAGUCUACAGCGAACCUCACAUUUUCCCUUUGUCUGGAGCUGGGCCUACAAAAUCAUGCAGAGGAAAUCACCCAAGUGGCUCAGGAGGCUGGAAAAGAAUAUGCUAUUGAGCAAGCUCUGAUAAAGAUGGAGGAGGAAUGGUCAACAGUGAUGUUUGAGGUGAUGCCUUAUAAGGAGACAGGGACUUACAUCUUGAAGAGCCCAGACGAAGCUUCUCAGCUCCUGGAUGACCACAUUGUAAUGACCCAGAGCAUGACCUUCUCCCCAUAUAAAAAACCCUUUGAGGAGAGAAUCAGCAAAUGGGAAAGUAAAUUGAAAAUGACACAGGAAGUAUUAGAAGAGUGGCUCAUCUGUCAGCGGUCGUGGCUGUACAUGGAACCUAUUUUCAGCUCUGAUGACAUCAACCGCCAGCUGCCUGUGGAAGGGAAGAGGUAUCUGACCAUGGAGCGCACCUGGAGGAAGAUCAUGAAGGCUGCCCAUGAUAACAAUAAGGUGAUUGAGGUGUGUCCUGAACCACGUCUAUUGGCCAGUCUCAAAGAUUGUAACAAUUUACUGGAGCUCGUUCAGAAAGGACUGAGUGAAUACCUGGAGACCAAGCGAAGCGCCUUCCCCAGAUUUUACUUUUUAUCAGAUGAUGAGUUGCUGGAGAUUUUAUCUCAGACUAAAGAUCCAACAGCAGUGCAGCCACAUCUCCGCAAAUGCUUUGAGAACGUCGCCCGCCUCCAGUUCCAGUCAGAUCUGCUGAUCACACACAUGUACUCUGCUGAGGGAGAGGAAGUCCAGUUGUCCGUCCCUGUGUCUCCUUCUGGGAAUGUGGAGCAUUGGUUGCGGGAAGUGGAGAACUCCAUGAAGGCCAGUAUAAGAGACAACAUUAGUCGUUCACUGCAAGCCUAUGUAGAGCAUCCUCGUACAGAGUGGGUGUUGUCCUGGCCUGGGCAGGUGGUGAUCGCUGGCUGUCAAACAUUUUGGACUCAAGAGGUAUCAGAGUCUCUGGAUAAGGGAGACCUUGCAGAUCGGCUUUAUCCACAGCUACAAACACAGUUGGGAGAUUUGGUGCAGCUGGUGCGGGGUCGUCUGUCAAGGAUGCAGCGGGCGGUACUCUCAGCACUCAUUGUGAUCGAAGUGCAUGCUAAAGAUGUGGCAGCAAAGCUGGUUGAGGAGAAAGUGUCCAGUGUCAAUGACUUUGAGUGGAUCAGCCAACUGAGAUAUUACUGGCGUGAUGACCUGUACAUCAGAGCAGUGAAUGCUGAGUUCUUGUAUGGUUAUGAGUACCUUGGUAACUCAGGACGACUUGUUAUCACUCCAUUGACAGACAGGUGCUACCUCACCCUGACUGGUGCGCUUCACUUAAAGUUUGGAGGUGCCCCUGCAGGCCCUGCGGGUACAGGAAAGACAGAGACCACUAAAGACCUGGGCAAAGCUCUGGCCAUCCAGACUGUAGUUUUUAACUGCUCUGAUCAGCUGGACUUCAUAGCCAUGGGCAAGUUCCUCAAAGGCUUGGCUAGUUCAGGGGCCUGGGCCUGCUUUGAUGAAUUCAAUCGAAUUGAUGUGGAGGUUUUAUCAGUUGUGGCUCAACAGAUCACAACCAUUCAAAAAGCCCAACAGCAAAGAGUGAAGAAAUUUGUAUUCGAAGGCAUGGAAAUCACUCUUGUUCCAUCCUGUGCGGUCUUCAUCACUAUGAAUCCUGGUUAUGCUGGUCGCACUGAACUACCAGAUAAUUUAAAGGCCCUCUUCCGUCCUGUGGCUAUGAUGAUCCCUGAUUAUGCCAUGAUAGCGGAGAUCUCUCUUUACUCAUUCGGCUUCAGUGAUGCCAAAGUCUUGUCCAAAAAAAUUACCAGCACUUUCAAACUGUCCUCAGAACAGCUCAGCUCACAGGACCACUAUGAUUUUGGCAUGAGAGCUGUAAAAACUGUGAUCUCAGCAGCUGGAAACUUGAAGAGGGAAAAUCCUGAUAUGAAUGAGGAGCUGAUAUGCCUGCGUGCCAUCAGAGAUGUCAAUGUACCAAAGUUCCUUCAGGACGACCUCAAGCUCUUCAAUGGCAUUGUGUCCGACCUCUUCCCCAAGAUCCGUGAAGAGCCAAUAGACUAUGGUACCCUAGAAGAGUCCAUCAGGAAUGUCUGUGCAAUCAAAUGCCUUAAAGAUGUGGAUGGCUUUAUAACCAAGUGUAUUCAAUUAUAUGAGACCACUGUAGUCAGACACGGUCUAAUGUUGGUAGGACCUUCAGGCUCUGGGAAAACUAAGUGUUAUGAAGUGCUGGGAGCAGCAAUGACAGCCCUGAAAGGCCAACCUUCAGUUAGUGGAGGAGUAUAUGAGUCUGUACAGACCUACGUGCUCAACCCAAAAUCCAUCACUAUGGGGCAGCUUUAUGGAGAAUUUGAUCAGCUUACUCAUGAAUGGACAGAUGGUAUCCUGUCUUGUCUCAUUCGGGAUGGAGCUGCCUCCAUGGACCAGGAGAAGAAGUGGUACAUGUUUGAUGGACCUGUGGAUGCUGUGUGGAUCGAGAAUAUGAACACGGUUCUGGAUGACAACAAGAAACUGUGUCUAAGCUCUGGCGAGAUCAUCAAACUCUCCGAGGUGAUGACUAUGAUGUUUGAGGUGCAGGAUUUGGCAGUGGCAUCUCCUGCCACGGUUUCUCGCUGUGGUAUGGUAUAUCUUGAGCCCAGUAUUCUCGGUCUGACUCCAUUCACAGAAUGUUGGCUCCGCAUAAUCCCUGACCUGUUUCAGCCCUACACAGAUCAACUCAACUCUCUCUUCACUAGGUUCUUACAGGACUCCAUCCAAUUUGUCAGAAAAUCAGUGAAGGAGGUGAUCACCUCCAUGGACAGCAAUCUUACCUGCUCUCUGCUCAAACUGAUGGACUGUUUCUUUCAGCCCUUCAUCCCACGAGAGGGUAAGAAACCCCCUUCCCAGGAGAAACUGUCUCGGCUGCAGGAGCUGAUUGAGCCCUGGUUUAUCUUUUCACUCAUAUGGAGUGUUGGAGCUACAGGAGACGCUGCCGGCUGCCAACGUUUCAGUUCAUGGCUCAGGGGCAAGAUGGUUGAAGAAAAGGUCCAACUGUGUUUCCCUGAGGAGGGACUAGUGUACGAUUACCAUUUAGAUGAUGCAGGGAUAAGUUGUUUUGAUGAGGAGGAGGAGGAUGAAAAAGAGAGGAAGGUUCAAUGGGUCAAUUGGAUGAAAUAUGCCCAGGAAGUGGUCAUCACCCCAGAAACUAGCUACUCUGACAUCAUUGUGCCCACAGUUGACACUGUUCGCAUGUCGUUCCUGAUAGACAUGCUGCUUUCCAAUAAGAAGCCUGUCUUGUGCAUUGGGCCAACUGGCACAGGAAAGACCCUGACCAUAUCAGACAAGCUUCUCAAGAACAUGCCUGCUGAAUACAUCACUCACUUCCUGAUGUUCUCUGCUCGCACCUCCGCCAAUCAGACUCAAGACUAUAUCGACAGCAAACUUGACAGAAGACGUAAAGGUGUGUUUGGGCCUCCUUUGGGAAAAUAUUUUAUUUUCUUCAUUGAUGAUCUGAACAUGCCCAUGCUGGAAACAUACGGAGCUCAGCCUCCCAUUGAACUGCUGCGCCAGUGGAUGGAUCAUGGAGGCUGGUAUGACAGGAAACAGAUAGGCACAUUUAAAAACCUUGUUGACAUAAACUUUGCAUGUGCCAUGGGCCCUCCUGGUGGCGGCAGGAACCCCAUCACUCAACGCUUCACACGCCACUUCAACUUCCUGUCCUCCACUGAAAUGGAGGACGCCAGCAAGAAGAAGAUCUUUUCCACCAUCCUGGGGAGCUGGAUGGAUGGAAAUAUGAGUAAAAAGGACCCAGGCAAGAAAGUUCCAGAAAUUAAACCAUUCAAUGAGCCACUAGUGGAUGCCACCAUCAGGGUGUACUCCACUCUUACAUCUGCUCUCCUACCCACACCUGCUAAAUCCCACUAUACGUUCAACCUGAGGGACCUCUCAAAAGUCUUCCAGGGCAUCCUGAUGGCAGAGGUUGGGAAAAUAGAGAAUAAAAUACAGCUAUUGCAGCUUUGGUAUCAUGAGAGCUGCAGGGUGUUCCAGGAUCGACUGGUCAGCGAUGAGGACAGGAAGUGGUUUGACCAACUCCUCCACACUCACAUACAGGAGUUUGGGUGCAAAAUUGAGGAGGUGGUCCCGUACCAGCCAGUCCUAUAUGGGGACUUCAUGUUCCCUGGGGCUGUCAAGGUUUACCGGCUGAUUGAAGAUAGAGAGAAGCUGGCCAGUGUGAUGGAGGAGUACAUGGAUGAUUAUAACCAGACUAGCACCACUAAGAUGAAGCUGGUGCUGUUCAUGGACGCCAUACAGCAUGUGUGCCGUAUCAGCCGUAUCCUGCGCCAGCCCCUGGGGAACGCUUUGCUGUUAGGAGUUGGUGGCAGUGGACGCCAGUCGCUUACCAGGCUUGCGACACACAUAGCUGAAUAUGAGUGCUUCCAGAUUGAACUCUCCAAGAACUAUGGCUUCCUAGAGUGGAGAGAGGACAUCAAGAGCAUCAUGCUUAAGGCUGGUCUGCAGAAUGUGCAAAUCACCUUCCUGUUUGUAGAUACACAGAUUAAGAGUGAAUCUUUCCUGGAGGAUGUGAAUAACAUCCUGAACUCAGGCGAUGUGCCCAACCUUUAUACUUCAGAGGAGCAGGAACGGAUCCUGACUGCCAUGAAACCUGUGGUUCAGGACAUGGGCCAGCAGCCCACAAAAGCUAACCUCAUGGCAGCCUACAUCAAGAGAGUCCGUAGCAACAUCCACACUGUUCUCUGCAUGAGCCCAGUAGGGGAAGUGUUCCGGGCUCGCCUCAGGCAGUUCCCCUCACUAGUCAACUGUUGCACCAUUGACUGGUUCAGCGCAUGGCCACAGGAGGCACUACAGUCUGUAGCAACAUCUUUCCUCAAUGAGCUUCCAGAACUGGAGGCCAGCCCUACAGCCAUCCAAAGCCUGGCACUGAUGUGUGUUGAGAUCCAUCAAAUGGUGUCCAGGAAGUGUGAGCAGUACUUAGCUGAACUUUCCCGCUACAACUACGUCACUCCUAAGAGUUACCUGGAGCUCCUCAGCAUCUUCUCAUCUCUGAUUGGCCAGAAGAAGCAGGAGCUACACAGUGCUCGACAGAGAAUGAAAACCGGCCUGGAUAAGUUGCUGAGUACAGCAGAGGAUGUGAGCAAGAUGCAGGAAGAGUUGGAGAUGAUGAGGCCUCAGCUGGAGGAAGCAGCCAAGGACACUGUGAUCACCAUGGAGCAAAUAAAAGAAGAUACAGUGGUAGCUGAGGAGACUCGUGUAGCGGUGCAGGCUGAGGAGACUAAAGCCACUGAAAAGGCUCGUGUGGCACAGGCCAUCGCUGAUGACGCUCAGAAAGAUCUGAAUGAAGCGCUUCCUGCUUUGGACGCUGCCCUCGCUAGCCUGAAGUCACUGAAAAAGAAUGAUGUUGUUGAGGUGCGGGCUCUGCAGAGGCCUCCUCAAGGAGUGAAGCUGGUUAUAGAAGCUGUCUGUAUCCUGAAAGGUAUCAAACCCAAGAAAGUUGCAGGAGAGAAGCUCGGAGAGAAGGUUGAUGACUACUGGGAUGCAGGAAAGGGUCUUCUGCAGGAUCCAGGAAAAUUUCUGGAUGGUCUCUUCAAGUAUGACAAGGACAACAUCCCAGAUUCAGUGAUUAAACAAGUACAGCCUUAUAUUGACAACCCAGAGUUCCAGACUGACUCAAUCGCAAAGGUGUCCAAAGCCUGUACUUCCAUCUGUCAGUGGGUGCGAGCAAUGCAUGUGUACCAUUUUGUGGCCAGAGCUGUAGAGCCCAAACGGCAAGCCUUGCAGGAGUCUCAGGAGGAUCUGGCUGUAACACAACGUAUUCUGGAUGAUGCUAAGGAGAAACUAGCAGCUGUAGAGGAGGGCAUUGCCACACUGCAAGCCAAGUAUCAUGAAUGCCUGACCAAGAGAGAUGAGCUAGAUGCCAAAUGUCAGCUGUGUGAGAACAGACUGAUCCGUGCAGAUAAGCUGAUUGGUGGACUGGCUGAUGAGAAGGUCCGCUGGAGAGAGACAGUUCUGCAACUGGAGUACAUGGUGAAUAACGUGGCAGGAGAUGUGCUGCUCGCUGCAGGAUACGUAGCUUACCUCGGACCCUUCACUGGAGAAUAUCGUUCAGCGAUGGCUGAGGAGUGGCUCAGGGGUUUUAAAGAACUGGCAGUCCCUCACACAGAACGGCCAAGCCUGAUCAGCACACUGGGAGACAAAGUCAAGAUCCGCUCCUGGCAGAUUGCAGGCCUGCCCAAGGAUAGUCUUUCUGUGGAGAACGGAGUAAUUGCUCAAUACUCUCAGCGCUGGCCUCUGUUUAUCGAUCCGCAGGGACAGGCCAACAAGUGGAUUAAGAACAUGGAGCGUGAUAACACAUUAGCUGUGAUGAAGUUGAGUGACCGAGACUUCCUGCGUAGUUUAGAAAAUGCUAUCCGCUUUGGUAAGCCUUGCUUGCUGGAGAAUGUCGGGGAGGAGUUAGACCCUGCAUUAGACCCUGUGCUCCUACGACAGACGUAUACCCAUGAAGGCAACGUAGUUCUAAAACUCGGAGACACUGUCAUUCACUAUCAUGACGACUUCAAGAUGUAUAUCACCACUAAGCUGCCCAACCCACAUUACUCACCGGAGAUCUCUACUAAAGUGACUCUCAUUAACUUCACCCUCUCACCCAGUGGGCUAGAGGAUCAGCUACUAGGCUGUCUCGUAGCUGAAGAGAGACCUGAUCUGGAAAAGGUGAAGAACCAACUCAUUGUGAGCAAUGCACAAAUGAAACAGGAAUUAAAGGAGAUAGAAGAUCAGAUCCUGUUCCGACUGAGCUCUUCAGAGGGAAACCCUGUUGAUGACGAGGAAUUGAUAAGAGUACUUGCGGCCUCCAAAGUCAAAGCCGAAGAAAUUCAGGCUAAAGUGACUGCAGCUGAGGCGACUGAGAGGGACAUUGACGCCACACGUCUGGAAUACAUCCCAGUGGCUGUCAGAGCCCAGAUCCUCUUCUUCUGUGUGUCAGAUCUGUCAAAUGUGGACCCCAUGUACCAGUACUCUCUGGAGUGGUUCCUGGGGAUUUUUAUGAGUGGCAUUGCCAACUCAAAGAAAGCAGAUAACGUGAAGGAGCGUAUUUUCAACAUUAACGAGUUCUUCACCUUCAGCUUGUACAGUAACGUCUGUCGCAGUCUUUUUGAGAAACACAAGCUGAUGUUUGCCUUCCUCCUUUGUUCCAGAAUCCUGAUGAAUGACAGCAAGAUUGAUAUGGCUGAGUGGCAAUACUUGUUAUCAGGGGGCCGGCCCCAGCAUCAGGCUCCAAAUCCUGCUCCAAACUGGCUCUCCAUGAGAGCCUGGCAGGACAUACUGGCACUGAGCACCCUGCCCACCUUCAGUAACCUGCCAGAGAGCUUCUCCAAACAUGAGUCUGCAUUCAAGAGUAUAUUCGAUAGCAGCCAGCCACACAGGGAGCCUCUUCCAGGCGAGUGGGACAGUGGUUUAGACUCAUUUCAGAAGCUUCUGUUUCUGCGCUGUCUGAGAGCUGACCGGCUCACUCACGGCCUGCAGGACUUUGUGGCUUCACAGCUGGGUCAGAACUUCAUCGAGCCACAGACAUCAGACCUGUCUGUGGUGUUUAAAGAUUCGUCUCCUUCCACCGCUCUCAUUUUUGUGCUUUCUCCUGGUACCGACCCCGCUGCUGACCUCUAUAAGUUUGCAGAGGUCAUGAAGUUUUCAAAGAAGAUGACCGCCAUCUCCCUUGGCCAAGGACAGGGCCCCAGUGCUGAGGCCAUGAUGCACAGCGCCAUGGAGGUAGGACAGUGGGUCUUCUUCCAGAACUGCCACCUCGCUCCCAGCUGGAUGCCUUCUCUGGAGAGACUCAUUGAGAACAUCGAUCCUGACAAAGUUAACCAGGACUUCCGUCUUUGGCUCACUAGUCUGCCCAGCAACAAGUUCCCAGUGUCAAUUCUGCAGAAUGGCUCCAAGAUGACCAUAGAACCACCACGAGGCAUUAAAGCCAAUCUCCUGAGGACCUAUGGCAGCCUCACUGAUGAUUUCAUCACUUCCUGCACUAAGACAGCAGAGCUUAAGGCUCUCCUCCUGUCUCUGUGCCUUUUCCAUGGAAAUGCUAUUGAGCGCAGGAAAUUCGGCCCACUAGGAUUUAACAUUCCGUAUGAGUUUAUGGAUGGGGACCUGCACAUCUGCAUCAGCCAGCUGAAAAUGUUCCUGGAUGAAUAUCAGGACAUCCCAUAUAAGGUUCUGAAGUAUACUGCAGGAGAAAUAAACUAUGGGGGUCGUGUGACAGAUAACUGGGAUCGCCGUUGCAUCCUAAACAUCCUGGAAGAUUUCUACUGCCCCGCUGUCCUGGGCCCUGAACACCUUUACUCUCCUUCUGGAGAAUACAGACAAAUCAGCACUGAGAACAAUGUCAAGGGUUAUUUGACAUACUUUCGUGGCCUACCAAUUAACGACUCGCCGGAGAUCUUUGGCCUCCAUGACAAUGCCAACAUAAGCUUUGCACAAAAUGAGACAUUUGCUCUGCUGGGAACUUUAGUGAAGCUCCAGCCCAGAGCAGCAGCCACCGGAGGCAAGUCCAGAGAUGAGAUCAUAGAGGAAAUAGUGGAGGGGAUUGUGGAGAAGAUUCCUAGUCUCAUUAAUGUGCAGGAGGUCAUGAAUAAAUACCCAGUGAUGUAUGAAGAAUCUAUGAACACAGUCCUGCUUCAGGAGGUUAUAAGAUAUAAUAAGUUGCUAUCAGUGAUUUCCCAGAGUCUCAGUGAUCUGGUGAAGGCUUUGAAGGGUUUGGUGGUUAUGUCAUCUGAACUGGAGCUGAUGUCUAACAGUCUGUUCAUCAACGCUGUUCCAGAACUAUGGAAGGCCAAGGCAUAUCCAUCUCUUAAGCCGUUGGCUUCCUGGGUGUCAGAUCUGGUUCAGCGCAUAAGCUUUUUGCAGAACUGGAUCUCAGAUGGCAUUCCUGCUGUAUUCUGGAUCAGUGGGUUCUUCUUCCCCCAAGCCUUCCUCACAGGAACCCUGCAGAACUUUGCUCGAAGUGCUUCGGUCUCCAUUGACACCAUUGCUUUUGACUUUAAGGUGAUGAAGGAAGCAGUAGAAGAGCUGACUGUGAGGCCCGACAUCGGCUGCUUCAUCCACGGUCUGUAUCUUGAAGGGGCACGCUGGGAUUCAGAAACAGGCCAGCUUACCGAAUCCCGUCCCAAAGAGCUCUACACAGAGAUGGCUGUUAUCUGGAUGGUACCCGUUCCCAACCGCAAGCCCCCUCAGUCUGGAAUCUACGUGUGUCCUAUCUACAAAACUCUUACCCGUGCUGGAACUCUCUCAACCACCGGGCACUCAACUAACUAUGUAAUUGCAGUUGAGCUGCCCACAGAUCGUACCCAAGGGCACUGGAUCAAACAGGGUGUGGCCUUGAUCUGCACGCUUGACUACUAGACUUAUACACAAACCCUUAUUCACACACAAAAGCUUGAAGCAACAUUGGAAAAAUACAUAUUGAUGAAAAAAACACUGUUACACUGUAAACACUCUCAGUCAGUGUUUAGAGAUGACUACUGAGUUUUUAAAUGUAGUAAUAAAACAGUUUUAUGCAAGGAUGCAGUGUUGUACUAAAUCUUGGGGCCCUC